AUGAAGUCUCAGACACAUCAAAUGAUUCUACUACUGUUCCUUGCUGUUGGCAUGGUCAUAUGCGGUGAAUCGUCGUCAACUGCCGAAGAUAGUAUCAACUUUGAUAAACGUGGAGGAGCCAGACCUUUCUAUGGCUUCUAUGAUUCUCCAGGGAACAAGCGCAUCAGUGCACUAGGAGUUUCUCCUUAUUAUUUAUAUGACAAGAGAGGUGGUGGACGCGAUUUUGCUCUUCUCUGGAAUCGUUCCGGAUAUGGAUCUCGAGUCGAAAGACGAGGAGGAGGAAGAGCAUUUGCUGGCUCAUGGAAACCAGACUAUAUAAGCAGGUACUAUGAAAUGCCCUACUAUAACAAACGGUCAUCCAAUCUUUGGGAAUUCCUACAGACUCCAAACGAAUUUUAA
Messenger RNA from Auanema sp. JU1783, 399 nucleotides. NCBI's taxonomy places the organism in Eukaryota, Metazoa, Nematoda, Chromadorea, Rhabditida, Rhabditidae. The record is from the annotation of a GenBank genome assembly.